AUGAACGAAAUCGGUAUUUCCAUCCCCCAAAGUCCCGAGGUCCAUAAUUCCGAGAAACAUCCUGAACAAACGGGCACCCGCGAAGGCCGCAAUGUCGCCCUCGGCAAGGUCGAAGCUUACAACAAGGUCCUGAACCAGUCUGGACGAUCAGGAAAGGCCCUCCGUUGGGUCAUUGUCGUCUCCAUCGGCCUGACCAUGUUCGCCUAUGCUCUAGGCCAAGGAAUCACUCCCCAGUUCGAUGUUAUGGCGACCUCGUCGUUCGGCAAGCACGCGCAAAUCGGAGCAGUCAACACGGCUAGUCAGAUCAUAAACGCAGUGUCCAAACCCUUUAUCGGCAAAAUGGCAGACAUCACCUCUCGACCCACGGCGUAUUUAGUCGUUCUACUGGCAUAUGCGGUGGGAUUUGCGAUUGCUGCUAGCUGUACCAAUCUUACAGCCUACGUUGUCGGUAGUUGUUUGACUUCCUUUGGGAGGUCGGGACUUGACCUGCUCAGCGAAGUUGUCAUCGGAGACCUGACAACCCUACAAUGGCGCGGCUUCUGGUCCGGAAUGCUGCUAUCUCCGUUCUUGGUGACUACAUUUAUUGAUGGCCUUAUCUCCGAUGCGUUUAUCCCGGGAAAAUGGCGUUGGGGUCUGGGGAUGUUUGCGAUUAUGGUCCCAGUUCUUUUACUCCCAGCCAUCAUGACGUUAUACGGCCUGCAGCACAAGGCUAUCAAAGUCGGAAUGGCAAACACGAGCGGUAGAGAUAAGCGAACUUGGGAUAUCUCUGCCUUUGUGCAUCAGGUGUGGGAUGCCAUUGUCGAAAUUGAUCUAGCAGGUCUCAUACUACUGGGGUUCGCAUUCUCCCUGAUCCUUCUCCCAUUCACGCUCGCCAAAUCAGCUCAGCAAGGAUGGGCUAACCAGAGCAUGAUCGCCAUGGAAGUUGUCGGAUGGUUUCUGUUAAUCGUAUGGAUUCUAUUCGAGGCGUUCAUCGCACCACGACCCAUCAUGACAAAACGCAUUAUCAAAAAUCGAGCGUUUUUUGCUGCAUUAUUCACAAGCUUCUUCACGCAAGUCGCAACGGCUGCCGGAAAGACCUACUACUCCUCCUAUCUAUAUAUAAUCAAGAACUGGUCCAACUAUGUCUGGACGGUAUUCCUGGCAAUUAUGACACUCACACUCUGCGUUCUCAGUCCUCUAGCCGGUCUACUACAAGCCAAGUUCCACCGUUACAAAGGCUUCAUGGUCUUUGGGUCGUUGGUCAAGCUCGUCGGCCAUGCGAUGUGCAUUGGUAGCCAUAAAAGAAGCACACAGAGUACUGCCAUCCUGGCCGUUGCCCACAUUCUCAUUGGAGGCAGCGCGUUUAUUGUGAUUGGUGCACGUGUGGGAUCGCAGGCUUCCGUACCUCACCAAGAUAUGGCCUCGGUUAUCGCUGCCUUUUCCCUCUGGAGUUUCUUGGGUAGCUCAGUGGGUGAUGCUAUUGCUUCUGGUAUUUGGACAGGAAAGAUGCUGGAUUACAUGCAUGAGGAAUGUCCCCCGGGGACUUCGGAGACAACUCUAAGGGAGAUCUACGGGUCCAUAAAAAUUCUUCGAUCUGACUAUGACUGGAAUGAUCCGAUACGAAUUGGCGUUAUUAGGGCGUAUACACGAACUAAUGGGAUCAUAUUUAUCACUGCUACGGUUCUGGCAGCGUUACCCGUGGUUUUCUCUUUGUGCAUGCCGAACUACUACUUGGGCAAGCAGCAGAAUGCAGUGACAAACACCGGUCUCGAUGGCCAAGUGGUUGGCGUUCCUGAUCACAGUCAGGGCAACGAAGGCAAGCCGGGCUUGUGGAAUACUAUCAGGCGUGCGUAUUACAUGUAG
Molecule: messenger RNA, 1842 nt
Organism: Aspergillus ruber CBS 135680
Lineage: Eukaryota; Fungi; Ascomycota; Eurotiomycetes; Eurotiales; Aspergillaceae
Product: putative siderophore-dependent iron transporter
Exons: 2
Coding region: 1-1842 (613 amino acids)
Biological process (GO): transmembrane transport
Molecular function (GO): transmembrane transporter activity
Source: RefSeq, a predicted model, not a curated record